Paramecium primaurelia is the source of this 2234-nucleotide messenger RNA. The record is from the annotation of a GenBank genome assembly. Lineage: Eukaryota; Ciliophora; Oligohymenophorea; Peniculida; Parameciidae.
AUGAAUUAGAUUUAUCAUGAUUCUCUAUUAUAGGCUUUGAAAACUCAAAUCUUAGUUCCAAUAACCUUAGAUUGCCGUUAUCUCAAAGAGGCUCUAAGUGAAAUUUCUAACGAAUAACAGUUUUUAUAAAUAGAAGACUAUUUCUUAAACUAGGACUUGAUUGAUGGAGUAAAUAAACGAUCAAUUAAACUAAUGAUUGAGUGUAUUAAAAUACUUCGAAAGUAUAUGUUUAUUGGAUGGAAUGUCAGCCCUAAAUUUAUUGAAGUAUUUUUGAAUCUAAAAAUAGGAUAUUGUAUAUGAAUUCAUUGAUAGAAGUGUAGAAGAAUGGAAAGAGCCUGUUUUUUUUGUGUAACGACUUCCAGAAAUUAAAGUUUAAAUAAAAGGAUAUUAUAAGACAUUUUAAGAAAACGCAUUCGAGUAAUUUAUGUUAGUAAUACAUUAGAUUAUGUGAUACUUUGAUCUCAGAAUUAUGUGAUGAUUAUUUAAAUAGUGCAUAAUUGAAUAUAUUAUUGAAUGAAAUUUUGGAAUCUCAAUUAAAGAGAGUUGCAUAUGAUCUUUUUGAAUUUGCUUAUCUCGAUACAUAACUCACAACUGAAUUUUUGGAUAAUCUAUAAAAAUUGUUUAUUGAUUUAGUUACUGAUUUUUCUAAUUAUUUAAUAGAUGUUGCAUGUCAUGCUAAUUAUAAAAUGCAAUAAUUAGAUAAACUAUUGAAAAUUUAUGGAAGUUUAGCAAAUUAAGAAAAUUAUAAAUAUAUGUAGAAGGAAGUAUCAUAAAAUAUUAUUGAUUAUGGUGAUAUAACAUUAGUUGGAUAAUCAUUUUAAGUAAAUCAAGAAAAACACUCAGUAAUUGUAAAAUAAACAAUUAAACAUUUUUAUUAUGUAAUGGAUGAAUGUAAACAAUUAUUUACAGCCAAAUGGCAUAAAAAUUUUGAUGAAUUAAUUAAUAAUGCUUAAUUUAAUCUUAUUAAACCUCUACCAUAAAAUAUUUAAGUUAUAUAAGAUUAAGAUGAUAUUUUACUUAUGGAAUAAUGUCAUGAUAUUAAAGUAAUUAAAUCAUAAAAAGUAUAAAAAAAUGAUUUAAAAGGAUUAAAAAUUCUUGUUAAAGAUGAUAAAAAUAAUAAAGUUUAAUAAUUUAUUUUAAGUUUAUCUUAUCAUUAUUUGAUGUUUCAUAAAUUUGAAUAAGGUUGGGAAGCAUUUGAUGAUGAAAAAGAAUAAAAUAUUCUUUUAGCUAAAUUUUUAAAUGAAUAAUUUGAUUAUCUUCAUUGUGGACAUCCUGAAUUCAAAAAAAGAGUUGCUAGUGAAAAAUCUAUUGAUAGAACUGCUGAUGAUAUUUCUGGAUUCAAAAAUGCUGUCUUUAAAUUCAAAAAAAUUAGUGCUCCAAAAAAACCAAUUAGAUAUGGAACUUCUAAUAGAGUAAUAGGUGGUAAAGCACUUGGAAUGGGUAUAGGUGUUCUUAUUGUUGAUUGUCUUGAUGAAGAUAUUCCUUGGGAUGAUAAAUUAAAAAAUGCUGGAUUUACAGCUAUUUCUUUUGGUGUUCUUGGUCUUCUUGCUUCUAGAUUGCCUAUUGUAGGUAUUAUCAUUUAACAAGUGAUUUUGGCCUUAGCUGUUAAAUCUAUUCUAGCUAAUAAAGUUAUUAAUGAUUCUCAAACAGCCAAAAAUCUAGGUCAUUUAGGUCUAAUCAUUACUAUAGGUGUUGGAAUGACAAUUGCUGGUAGCAUUCUAUUUCCAGUUGCAUUUUGGGGAGCAUUCUUUGGUGGUCUAUUAGGUGGUGUUGGUAUGGGAUUAUAUUAAAAAUUUUUAAUACCUUAUUAUAUGGAUAAUAUUGUAGAGAUGAUGAACAAAGCUAGUAAAUUAAUUAGGAAAAAUGGUGUUGUUAGAUAUAAACCAUAUGCAUUAUAAAAAUUAUAAAUUGAUGAUAAAUUUUUAUCUACUCAUAAACCAUCUAAGAUGCAUGAUGAUUAAUAUUUCACUUUACUUAUGUUUUGUUUAAGUAAUGAAAUUAGAUUGAUAAGUACUGCAUCAUAUGCAAAAUAAUUGGAAAAGUUAAAAUCAAAAAAUGCUAAAGAAUAGGAAAAAGCUGAUUUAUUGUAAAGAUAAUGUUAAAUAGAAGUUUCAUUAAAAGUUUGGAAUGAUACUUAUGAUUAUCUUAAAUCUAAUAAUGUAAGUUUGGUUGACAAUGCUAAAUCUUGUGCUGAAUUUGUCGAUGGUAUGCUUACAAAUUAUAAAGUUGAAUGA